AGGGUCUGGGAAGCAGCCUCCUGCCUCAGCUCACCCGGUCAGUCCUCUGCUGUUCCUGAAAGUGCAGCAGGGCUCACUCCCUGCACAUCCUUGUGGGAGCCCAAUCAGAGCAGCCAGCUACCUCCCACCUGCCUGGUUAGGAGAGAGUAAGGACACGUGCACCUGUGCAACUGAGGCCAAGGCAGUUCCUGUCACAAGCUUCUCCAGUACAGAAGACUGGACAUCAUCCUACAGGAGCAACAUCAAAAUGAGAUCUGUGUCACAUUGUACCGGCAGAGGGAACUUUGGUCGUUGCCUAGUAGCCUUGCUGAGAAAUAAGAGCCGUUAUCAGCAGAUGACUGACAGCCGUUGCUAAAGGAGACCAAGGUGUACACGUUCAGUGCACGCAUUCUGUGCGCGCCUCUCAAGCCUUUCCUCUCAGAUUCUGCUUCAAAACCACGUUUGAUUAACCUUAUUGAAAUCUGAGCAAACGUGUAGACCCACUGCUGAGCAGGGAUGAAGGUAAGCACACCCAAUGUCCCUUCCUCUUAAGGUGUUUGAUACACAGAAAGGAAAUUUUUAACAGAGAACGAGACAUCCAAACAAGUCAUUACUGUAGAUGGUUUCCUGGUAGCAUGAAGAAACAAGAGAGAGCCAGGGCUCUGUCAGAGCCAAACUGGAAACACUAAUUGACUUUUACUCCCUGGGAAAGAAGAUGUAGCCAUGACAAAUGGCUCUGUGGUUUGAAUCAUUAGAGACUGAAGAGAGAGCUGCUAGUUAAUGGGACUCUACUGGGCAGAAAUGGCUGUAUUAGGAUCGCUGCGAGCAAUUUGCAAGAUGUGUUUGGAGGGCACAGGAGAAAUCAGCAGGUCCCCAGCUGAUACCACGUGGCCAGGCAGAAAGCAAAGAGAUAAAGCAGUGAGACUGGGAAGGGUCAGAGAGGAACUGGCAGCACCUGAUGGCUGUCCUCCUCUCUGGGGCAGGCAGCGCUGUACAGCUGCACCAGGCAGCCUCACCUGCCCACGGACCAGGAGCUGUGUUUAAACUCAGGCCGUGGGCCUCACUCUUCUCCUGAGCUCUCUUGUACGUAGGUCUAUCUCUAAGCCCCUCCCUUGCUAUUUCUGACGGGCCUCUCUGGAUGUCCUCUGCCUCGCUGCAUCCCUAAGUCUGCAGAUAGGCUGUCAGUAGCUUUCUGGGCUGCCUGCCCUGGGAUGGUGCCUCUUAGCUGUGAGCACAACCUGGUCAUCCUUAUCUCCAGUCCUGCUCCCACAGCUCCCUGACACAGCUGCAUGUUGUGCAGCAGAUGUCUCCAAAGAGGAUGACUCUCCAGGAGGAUGUUCUUCUGCCUCAUGGCCCCUCUUCUGGGGGAGAGUUGCCUUCCAGCUAUAGCAGCUGAAUGUGUUUAUUUGCUGAAAAAAAAAAAAAAAACAAGGUAUGGGUCUGAUGCUCCUUAUUUAACAUCAUAAGCAUCAGAAUUUAUUCUAGCUGCUGGAAGAAGUGAGCUCAGAAAUAAUUCAAGGGUCAGUUUUCUAACAUUAGACUGGAAUUGUCUUUAUUUACUUUUACAAACAUGGCCAAAGCUCAAGGCAUUCUAAUGUUAUGUAUUCUUCAGUAAACACGAUUAACUGGAAACUUAGAAACACUCAUUUCAUUCUUUCCCUUGGGACUGGUCACUGUGAGCUGUUUUCUCCAGCCAGAAAGACCGAUUCAGUUUCCCCAUGGGUGCAACGUGCCUGGAAAUAAUAACAGCAGUAAUAAAGAGUGGGGUGGGGGAAAAAGAGAUAUGAAGUAGUAGAGCUCGUGUCCCCUUCAUGAAUGGAACAUCAUAUCUAGAGUUUCCCCAACAUGUCUGGGCCAGCACGGCUUACACAGAGAGGCUUUGGCACUGCAAAACUUUGCAGAGCAACUGGGGAGCGACCUGGCUGUUGGUAGGUUUGAUGAUGCAGUCAAGCUUGCCUUAGUGCAGUGGCAAAGCAGCAACAAAGCUUGGUACAAAUGGAACGGUCUGGAUUGCAGAGGGCAGCUGCACCUUCCCAGCUGAAGACAGGUUGCUCAGAGCCAGUGAGUAAAACCAAAAUGGGAGCGCUGAAACUGGACUUUAGACUUCUGCUUAGCAUCUCCUGAUAACUCCUGGCUGAGGAAAUGCAGAGAGCUUCAUCACCCAGAGCCUCAGCAAGGUGGAAAGAAAUGAAGUGCCCGUGUAGUAGGAGUUUUUCUACCUGGCUGUUACAAGCUCCAGUUGGUCCAGUUCAGUACUUCAUGAUCUUACAGCUAGAAAAUCUUGUCUGCUGUCUAAUCCCUCCUUGUUCAGGACAAACAUUCCUUAUCGUAGCCUGCAUGAACAUGGUGAACAGCUUAUCGCCUUCAUCUUUGCAACCGCAGCCUUUUAUGGAUGUGACAUUUAGGUACUUCGUGUAUCAUUAACCCGUGUGCCUUUGGUUUGCUCACAUCGAGGUGGAACAGAUUCUCCUUCUUCCAUCUUUCCUUGUAGAUCUGUGAUCUGGACUCUCUCCAGUUAGUCUACAGCCUUCUCGAAGAGCAAUACCCAUCUUGCAACCUCCUGCUGAAUGCGUGAGUAAGGCAGAACAUAUUGAUUCUCCCACACAAAAGAUACACAUGAGGUUUGUGACAGAAGUACUAAGGUCGAAGUGAAGUCUGGAUGGAGAUGUGUGUGUAAACACCGAGAGAAAGAAGCAAAUGAGGCUUGAAAGAAUGGCCAGUAGUGAUAAUGAAGAGCUCCCCUCCCAGCCCCAGUUCCUGGGAUGCCUCUCCUUAACAACCAGUGAUUUCUGCUCUGCGUGUGGCUGAUCUCAUCCAGGCCCCUUGGGCUCUCACAACGUGAUGCUUGUGAGGGUCUGGGUGAAAGAGAUCUGUAAGAGAGGCAUUGCGUGUGUGUGUAAAAUCAGCUUCUUGGGGAGGGUUUCAAGGAAAAACAAUGACUUAAAAGCCCCACUGUCAUCAUCUCCUCCCAGCAGAACUCUCACUGAAAUACGCUGUGUAAAUGUUUCUACACCCGGUGAGAAAUGUCUGGUGUUGUUAGCAAACAUCUGGUAUUAACCAGCAUGAAUGAACCCCCACAAGCAUGAAUAAUACUUCAGAUAGAAAAGGAGAGUAAGGGCUCCGAGCAGUUUGGGAACGUUUCCAAGUAGCGAGGGAUUUUUGACUGCAGUUGAACUGUAUGAGCAGACUGUAGGAUGGCAAUGGGGCUACCUACAGCACCCGGAGGUCCUCCACCCUGCAUCCACUGCCCUGAACACUUCUCAGGCCUGAAGUGUUUAGCCCAUGUUAUUGGUAGCCAGAAGGAUGCUAUUAGAGCUUCAAGCUGACAAGCCUUGGGUUUUGCACCUCCUGAACCUUUUGCAUUCCAUUUCUCCAGGAACACUGUGCCACCAAGGUCCUUGCUGUCCUCCUUUCUGUACCUUCAGGUCUUUUUUUUCCCUUUGAUCCCUGCUGCUCCUCCCAUGCGGUCCAUUCCCUUCUUCCUGUUGCUCUUGCAAACCUUUCACACCGCUGCAUCCCAGCUGCCUCUGUUUUUCUCCCCAGCUGCCUCUGUCUCGCAGCUACCUGCUGUCCCUUGGGCUGCUCCCCGUUGUCACAGCUUAAUGAGGCUCUUGGCUCUGUGGUCCUUCUGCAGCUUCUCAGUGUACGGACUGACAGCCCUUUCCCUCCUGUUACAGACUGCAGCAUUUGCUGUAGGGCUCUGCUGAGCUCAGGCUACAGGCAGAGUAUCUUUCCCCUCCUGUGAACAACUCCAGGCUAUACAAAAGGGGAACCGAAGAAGAAAAGAUUGUUCCCCUCUUAGAGCUGUCCCCAUUCCCCUUCCUUGUGUGACUCAUACGGAACAAAGACAAACUGAUUUUAGAGCUAAUGUCUUUAAAAUUAGAGCCCUCUUGGGUCUCUGCUGCUGACAGAAUCCAACCUGCCUCUCCUACUGGGCUGGUGGUUUUUGGACCAGGUGUGCAUGGAUUAGAGAGUUUAAAGGACAGUCACAGCAGCACUCAGCUGGGUAUAAAGGCAAUAUGUGUAUAAAGGCAAUAUGUGUAUAAAGGCAAUCCUCAGCUGGGUACAGGAAAAGUGGAAAUAAAACAGGAGCAGAACCCUCUCCAGUCAACACCAGUGGAAUAAAACAGCUAAGUUUAGUGCUAUCGUAUUGACGGAUCCUGUCUAUGAACGUACAUGAUGUGGGUGUCAUCUGUUGGCGGUGCCUGCACCCUUUGAGUACGAGCAUCAUGGCACCAAGUCCUUUUGACAGAGCAGCCCUGGGGAUGGGUCACUGGCCAGAAGAUAGCAAAAUGGGAUGCGGUGACCUUAGGGCAGUGAGUUCUGGAGCAGAAGCAGGCUGAGAUUUCAUGGGAGAUACCUUGCCUGAGCCGUGCUUUCAGGCCCUGUUUGAGCAGGGGAUGCCCAUGGUUGCAGUCCUUUCUCCGUGGCUUUCUUCUUUACUUUUAGUAAAAAAGAACACAGUUAUCUCUGCCCCCUGGUCAGAGGCAGCCUCAAGAUUUGUUCAUUAACCCUCAAAGAGAAAAAUGCUGUUGGAAGAAGUUUUUGCUUGAUACAGAAAGCGUCAGCGGACAGAACAGCCCUGCAGAGCAGUGGAAGCAUACCCGGGAUGCUGCCUGGAGAUGCCGACUGCCGUGCUGAGUCUCUGAGCGUCACAAGGGUGUGAGCACAGCAGUGAGCAGAGAACAGGGCUUGGGGGGCUUGUUUUGAUUCCUGCUUCGGCCUCCCAACCCAACGCGCUUAACGCACAUCAGGGAACGGGCAAGCAGACACUUUGUUCUCACAUCUUGCAAAGUCAAUCAGUUGCAUAAUAGGAAUCACAGAGGCAGCGGGAACGUGAUGAAGUGCAGGGGAGGGAAACAUCAAACGUUUUAUUGUGGCUCUGGGCGGGUGAACCCUCUCACUCCCUGAGUUAUUUUUCCCAAACUGCCUGUGAGCCUGUUUUGCAUCAGCUGCCUGUCACUCUGGAUGCAGCUCAGACUGCAAAGUUAACGUCCCUGGAGCCCCUACCUAUUAGAACAGGAGAGAUAAGCAGCCCCCAAAAGCCUCCAGAAUUAUUUAGAGAGUUUAAAUUGGCCAGUUUCCUUUCCAUCAGCCUCGCAGAGGGGCAGGGAUUGCUUAGUGCCUGUGCAGCACGGUGCGCUGAGCAGUACCAGCGUGGGUGCGAGACGGGUGGGAGCAGCACCAGAUCCAGGUAUUGCCCCGGUCUCUUGAUUCAGAAGGAUGACCUCCUGAGGGAAAGUGACCUUUUUGCUAAGCUCAGAGCUCCUGCAGCUUGGAAGAGGUGUAUAGGCCGCUGGUGUGGUGUGAUGCAAGUCCAUUCCUGUGCCACUCGUCUGAAGCCGGGCUGCACCAGGGAUCUGGUUAAUUUGGUAGCCUGAGCUCUUGGCUGCUUCCUCUCCUGAGGUUCUGCUUUUCAUUUAUCAAAGAGCGCUUAAAAAUUAUGGCAGAUUCAUAGAGCUUAUUUAAAGUUUGGUCUGCUAAUGGGCCCACAUCAGAGGCGACAGGCCCUCCACGCUGGUCAGAAAGUACAACCGAGGGUCAGCCUGAAGAGGCUGUGGGCGUUGUUGGCAGCGCCUGACUGUGACGGGAAAGAAAAGCCUCUUUGUAGGUCGCUGCUGACUUAGAAAAUGGCAGCUUAUCAGCCUGUUCUUUCCCAGUGCGAGGUCUGAUGUGGUGCCUUACCAGAUGCACAGCGUGUGCCUGCUGGCAGCUUUGGGAGAAGGGGGCUGAAGAAAGCAGGGUUGCAAGGUGGAGAGCACUGGGGUGUGUUAAAAGGAGCAAAGCUAGAAAUAAAUCACUCCCAUGCAAUGCCUUUCACUGUCUCAGGCAAUUUUCUUCUUUCCCUACCAAACUGCAGGAGCAUUUGCUGUUGACAAGCACAGCCAAGAGCAGUGGGAGAAUAUAAUGAGCGCGAGGGGCUUCUAGGCUUUCUUGCUCUACUUUGCAAAUUUCUCUCUCAUCUCUGCGAUAUUAGCGCUAUUUUUAGCUUAUCUUAGUCAGAGAGAACAUGACCGAUUCUCCAUUAUGGAUCUCAGGGAAAUAGAGAUGGUGAGGGAUGUGCCAAGUAGAAGGCUGGUGCUGGAGGCCCGUGCACAACACAGCUCUUCCAGUGGUCCCACGUGCUGCCCCAAAGCCCUGGGGCGCUGCCUUUAGUUCUAAGCAGCCUCCCUUGCAGAGCAGCAAGGCUGCUCAGCACGUGCACAGGCUCCCUCCAGAGACAGCCACAUCUCCCAGGGGACCCCUGGCUGUCAGUGUUCCCAAGGAUCGGAUUGACCAGAUGCCAUGGGAUGCAUCCUCCUCCUUCCCACGGCUCAUCUCUCCUCACAUAGCCUCCUGCCCCCUCUGUACGUCACUGACCACUUUUCUCCCUCCUGCUCUCCUCCUUUCCAGCUCUCAUGACCCCAGUCUUUCCCCUUUCUGGGGCCGGCAAGGCUCCAUCUCCAUCCUAUCCCUCCGCCUGACUUCCCCUCCGCAGACACUCCAACAUAAUUGAUGCUCACACAGCUGGGUUUGCUGCUGGGGGUCUGGUAGGACACAUCUCACAGGGCGGAUGUGAAUGCAGAGCAUGGCAUGACUGGGGUGUGAGACCUUUGCAGUGACAGAGGUGUUCCCGGUAACAAACCUGGGUCUGUAACUGGCAAUCCUUUCCAGCUGGGAGUAGCCCUUGGAAUUGGACAGCAGUCUCAUGUGAGAGCUGUGUGGAUGGCUGGGCUGACUGGAACUGCAGUAUUGUUUCAAAAAAAAAACAGGGAAAAACAACUUCUCAGUGCUACCCUCGCCAGAGACUUGCAGUUUCCAACGAUGCACAAAGAAGAUAAACACUUUGCACUUAAGGCAUAUCAAGCACUCUGUACGUGGUAGCAAUUUAUACCGUGAUAACACUGAACGCUACUGCUCCCUUUGGAGCCAUGCUUGUCUCUACAGCAAUCAGAAACAGUGCCUUGGAUCUGAACAUUCCUGAUCUGAGAACAUAAAGAUCCAAAAUGCACCUUCUCGUGUAUAUCUCUGAGAAUAAGCAAGGCAACAUCUCCUUUGGCUCCUGCACUGCAUCCCUGGGACCGUAGGUCUUCUAUGGUUGCCAGUUUAAGGACUCCUUAAGGAGCCCCUUCCCUGGGCUGCCUCCAGCUCCCAGCAGCUCGAGUGUCUCCCCAUGACAUGGCAGUGUGACAUCCUGCAGCAGGCCCUGCAGUUGGCACAAGCAUCACCAGGCACAUGGGCUGCUCUUGGCCACGCGUGCCAAGAGUGGAAGCCGUGCUUCUGCCCGGCAUCUCUUCAUUUAUUUAUAUUACAUCUUAAUCGCUUCAUUUAGAGGCCUUCCUCUGCAGAAGUUUCCGAGUGAUCCUACUUUAGAGGAGCCAGUUAGUGGUGCUAGGGGCUUGAUUCAAACCAGAUCCAAAGCCCCUCUUUUUCUCCCUGUGUUGACUUAUGCCUCUGUGGAGCACCAAAGCACAAAGAUGCCGUGCUAUACUGGUUAUACUGUAUACAACUACAUAUAUACGACUAUAUAUAUAUAACACUCUAUACAUGUAUACAGAUACUGCUUUCCCCCAGUGCUGCAGUUGCACAUUUUUGCUACGCUGGUUGUUUACCAUCAGCAGUUUCACCCUGUCCGCUUUGCCCCCAUGACACAGGUCGAGGAACUUCAGGCUGGGAUCAGCUUUUGUUCCACGCCCUCUCCUUUUACUGCUUGCUCUCCGUGAUUCCUCAUCCAGCAGCCCGUCACCCCACUACUGAUAGCUGGCAGCUUUUGAAGCUGCCCUCCUGGCAUCGUGCAGUGCUUUGGAAGAGAUGUUCCUCCGGUUCAGGUGCCGUCCUUGCUUCUGUGUUCCCUCAGCCUGCAAUCAUGACGCUCUGCAUCCCCACCCACAGACUUGCCAGGCAUCACCUUUUAGAUAGCCAGCAUACCCCCGAGGCAGGCGCUGACAGAUGCUUGCUGCUUCCAAAGUGCUGUUUAUAAGCACACUUAGAGAAUUAAACAUCCAACCUGUGACUGGAGCAGCGAGCAACAAGCUGUGGCUGCGCAGCCGUGACCUCACUGCAAAGUGUCCCUGGGGCUUCGCUCUCCUGAACAAAACUGUGGCCUCAUUCCCUGGCAUGGGCCUCCGAGGUAUGGCAGCUCUAAUCCUGCUCUGCUGCUGCUGGGAAGAUAAGGGGGGGAGGAAGGAAAGUCAAGGCUGCAGAUCUCGCCAGAUAUGCAGCCAUGAAAGAUGUGGCCUUGCAGGCUGCAAUCCAGUGAUCACCUCAGCAGAAGAUAGCUCAGCCACGUUAAAGUUGGGCUUUCCAAAGCUGUAGACAAGAAGUCCCUGCACAGCUGGGUUGCCAAGGUGCAGGAGGAGCAGGGAGCGUUACAGCUGCAUGUAAAGGAGAUGAUGCUCGUAGUUCCUGACGCAGCCAGGCUCUCCCUCCUCACUUUCUGCCUCCCCUGCAUCCUUGGGUAUGCUCAUGUGAAGCAGUCAGCCCAUGAGUGAGAGGUGACCACAGUGCCCUUUAGCUAUUAGCUUGGACAGGUGGUGGUGCCCAAUCCCUGCAGGCACCCAAGGUCAGGCUGGAUGGGCUCUGAGCACCUGAUGGAGCUGUAGGUGUCCCUGUUCAGCACAGGGGAGUUGGACCAGAUGGCCUUUAAAGGUUCCUUCCAAACCAAGCAAUCCUAUGCUGCUAUGAUGGAGCCAAUCUGAGCUGUCCCACCUUCGCCUCUGACUGCUGCUGCCUUGGUAGGACAUUUCCCAGCAAGCAGAAUAGCCCUGUAGUCACCAAGCUAUUAACCUUUUGAUCAGUGCAGGAACGCUGGUAACACAGAUGACAGCAGACCCAUCUGAAAAGGAGGUGAUGUAAUUGAUACCAGCUGACAUGAUUUAAUGGAAAAAAAACAAAAACCAGACCUUUUCUAAUGAACCUAAUUGUGCUUUUCUGAGACAGAUGUGGUGAUAAAACAGAUUGAUAAAUGAGUCUGACUUGCUCUCAAUAUUUGGGUUGAAAUACCAUAAAAUCCGUAUUAAAUGGACUCACAACUGGCUGAGACAUCUCCAAGUGUUUUUAGCAUUUGGAAAGCAUCGGUGAAGAGGCAUAUGGUGGCUUGGUUUGUGGUCCAGUGUUGUUGAGAGCUUUCUGAUCAAGAGGAAAUGUUUCAGGGGCUGUUAAUCACAAUGGACGAUGAGAUGGAGAUCUGGGAGCUGGAAGGCGAAUUACUCCAACUGCAGCUCUUUCUGCUGUUUGAUGCCCAGAAACAAGAGCAAUGGUCAGGCAAAAAAAACCUUUGUUUCAUUGGCAAACCCAAACCAGGAGGAAAGAAAGUACAUACAAAGUAUGUAAUAUAGACACGUGUACCAGUAGGAAUUACCUGGGAGUGUGGGAACGUUGAAUGAGUUGCUUCUUUGCUUGCAUAAUGUCUAUGAAGAUGGAGCCUGCUUCUUGAAUAAGCCAACAUCUACAGAGCAUCGCUUCAGAGAGGAGCAGGCUCAGCAGAACAACUCAAAGAUGCAUCGCCUUUUCUUGUCCUAGACAAGAAAAGCAAAGAGGUGACUGGGUCAGCCUGGAGAUAAGUCCAUGCACAGAAAUGCUGCGUGUGAGCAGCGAAUGGAGCGUGUGGCAGCAGGGUGAGUCAUGGCUCCUGUCGGGGCUAAUUGGGGAAUGGAUGUUUUCCCUGCAUAGGUUGCCUCGGGCUGCUUACCAGCGCUGUGGCUGCGGUCAUGCAUGAAGUCAGGCACUGCACUGCAGAGACAUGGGACGGUUCUGUUUCUUUGUGCUGUGGAAUGCCACUUCUAGGAAUCCCUGUGCUGGCUGGGGGACCUGAUGGAGACAAAUUAGGCUUUCCCAUGCAUCUUUGAGAGAAGCCGAGCGCCAGCAGAACCCCGGGACAGGAAAUGUGGCUGCUUGCAGUGUCAGGAUGCAGGCGCACACAGAGCUGAUUCAUCCAAACUCACACCCAGACGGUCAUUCCAGGGUGCCCUGCUGCCAGGUCAUUAGCAGUAAUUCAAUCAAACCGUACGUGUCAGUGGAGAAGAUGUGGUCCUUGCCAACGGAACAGUCUUACUCACUGACAGGUGUGCUGGAGGAGGGAUGCGCGGUUGGUGGGGUUCCAUGCAAAAGGGUGCUUGCAGGGGAUGCUCAGCACGCAGAGACAUGCUGGGGCAGCCCCAAGGAGCCUGGCAAACCAGCAGGAGCAGCAGAAAGAAGCAUCCAGCCUGUACAAACCUCAGAAAGACGCAGCAAGGAAAGAGCCUUGUGCUGCUGGGAGGGCAAUGGCCUCUGGUAGUGUCACUCUGGGCAAUGACCACAGGAGCAGCGCUGCUAUGCUCCCAGCCUCCUCCCACGGCCUGUGCUGCGAGCUGAGGGACACAUCCUGCACUGUGAGCUGAGGGAUGCAUCCCACACACGCACACCAGUGGGGGAGGCGGAUGAGCAUGUGCAUGGCUUGUUCCCUAGCAAUAGCGGCAGGAGGGAAAGCUCUGCUUCUUGUUGCAUCUCCCAGGCCGCUGUGAGGAAUUCCUUGGCAUUUACUUAGUGCUUUUUCAGGCUCUUUUCACUUCUGACAGCAUCAUGUUUCAAGGCUGUGGCAGUAUUUGUUAGGGAUGUUUCGGCAAGGAGCCCCCAGCUUUACACCCCCUGCCCAUCCUCACUGCUGACCUCCCCACCCUUCUCUGCCCGCAGGCAAGGCAAGCAGAGGUUGCAUGGCACACACAAGAGCCGCCACGCUUCCACCUGGCAGGGAUGGGAUCUUGGUGUCAAGAACAGCCCUACCUGUGUGCUGGGAGACAAGGGCUCGUACAAGGGAGCAGCCUGUGCACAUGAUGGUGUGUGACACCCUCUUGUAAUGAUGGUACAGACCGUGCUGAGCAGCAACUCAAUAAGUAUCAGCCAGCUCUCGCUUCCAGGGGGGUGCUUUCAGCCUGCCUCUGCCUUCUGCGCCCUCCUUGGGGUGAGGAGAAGCAGCACAGCUGGAGUCAUUCAGCUCUCCUUUGGAACAACACCAGAGCCGGGCAGUGCAGCCAAGCAUCCCCAUGCCCAGGCGUGUGGUGCGUCCGUCCUUUAGCACAGAGCAGCCUCAGUGCUGCCAGGCAGUCCCCUCCGAGGAGACACUGCUGUGCCCAUUGUGUUGACGAAUCCUCUCCCCUCAGUGCUCAGAGCAGCAAGGCCUGGCUUUUGAUUAGGGGCAAAUACAGGUGGGGAAGCGAGGUAUUCGUGAUACCCAUAUAUCCAAGGCAGCCAUGUUCUCCACAUCUCUUUUCUUUCCUACACACGUGCACGAGCUGUCCUUAAACACCACUGUGCUGGGACUAGCUCAUUUGGUAUGCCAGUGGUGAUGCGCCCCUCAGACCUGUUCUUUCAGCCUGAUCAAAGGCACACAUCCACACGCCUCCCCAACAAAAGUCCCCAGUCUCAUCUGCCUGGGUGGUUCCCUGGUGAAUUCACAUUCCCAUUUCCUCACGGCUCCAGCUUCUGCGUUUGCUGAGGCUGUGGGAACCCGUGGGGUUUUGAAUUCUUGUCCCUUAUCCUCCCUAGGUUCCUUUAAAAGGAAUGGGAAAGAGGAGCUGACAGAACCGAUUCCCUGGACCCUUUUGGCUGCUCCCCUCUGAAAUCUUCCCCCAGCUUUUAUCUGCACCAUACCAUCUUUUGCAACAGGGGAAAGCCCCUGGAGCUUUUUCCAUCCUUUGCAAAGAACCUACCUCUGCAGCCACCCCGCUUCAUUUCUGUGCCAAAGACAUGAAGCAUCGUCUGGGUGUCUUGCUGCAGAAGUCAGAAUCCUGUGACUAUGGUUCUUCCCAGGGCAAGAAGGAGAAAGUAUCUCCAAGCCAGAGGGUUAGCCAAGAGGAAGUCAAAAAGUGGGCAGAGUCGCUGGAAAACUUGAUCCAUCAUGACAGAGGACUGGCUGCUUUCCGUGCUUUUCUCAAAUCCGAGUACAGCGAGGAAAACAUCGAGUUCUGGGUCAGUUGUGAGGACUACAAGAAAACCAAGUCGCCGGCCAAGCUCAGCACCAAGGCCAGGAAGAUAUACGAUGAGUUCAUCUCUGUGCAGGCAACGAAAGAGGUGAACCUGGAUUCGUGCACACGGGAGAAGACGAGCCACAACAUGCUGGAGCCUACACUGUCCUGCUUUGAUGAGGCUCAGAGAAAAAUAUUCACCCUCAUGGAGAAGGAUUCUUACCGCCGUUUCCUCAAGUCCCCUUAUUACCUGGACUUGGUCAGCCCACCCAGGGCUGGCUGUGGGCCCGAAAACUGCAAAAGAGCCCACGCUCAUGCCUUAGACUGUAACUCUAACAUCAUCUCCCAGUGUGCCUGAACCUGCAGCGAGGCCAGGAGCAGGCUGGGCUCUCAUAGGAAUAUAUGGCAGCAAAAACAUUCAUUGGCAUGAAGCAACAGAGCUGUCUUCAGUAGCUGUCUAAUGUCCCCGUUGUGUCCCGUGUCACGCAGCAGCCAGCACUCGUAACCCAAGCCAGGCUCAGUUUGUGCAGCAAACCUUCCUCUGACUCCAACCGUGUAGGAGCCCUGGGGUCUGUCUGAUGUGAGAGCGCAGUGAGGUCACUGCGGGUCCAUUUGUGACAGGCGCUGAGCCCAGCAGGCUGGGAGCAGCAGGGAAGGGGCGCACACACUCACACCCAGCACUGUCUUGUGAUGGGGGCACAGUCUUGUGAUGUCACGUUGUGACACUUAGCAAGGAGCAGGGAGGCCAAGUGAGGAGGUGGGGACCGAUAGCUGCCCUUCUGAUCAGCAAGAGCUUAGGUGGGAAGGAAGGGCUUGCUCUGGUCCUUAGCUGUCCGUAUAGCGCCCAGCUAUCAGGCACUGGGAGAGCUCCACUCUUUCUUGGAGGGAGUCCACCACUUUCAGGCUAGCACACAGCCUCCUGUGGUCAUCUCUGCACGAAACUCUCCCCAAGCUGCUUUUCCCUCUGGAGCAUCGAGAUGAAGUUGGCCAAGGACCUUAUCUUUGUUUAAGGCUGCACGGAGCUAUUAUUUGGGGGGAGGUCCAUUUUUUUGCACGUAGCUCUACCCUUCCUGCUCCCAGACUCAAACUACCCUUCCAGUACCGUAGCAGAGCAGAAAUGAAACGUGUUCCUUCUCUUCCAGACACAGCUGCAUAUUAGUAACUCUUGAAUGCAGGUUUGCCUGUCCUGACUUGAAUGAAGCAGUCUGUAAUGGGCUAAGGCCACUACUGCAACAGCUGAGGAGGGAAGGCACUGCUUGGGGGUACUUGAAAUAUGUUGGGGGGGGGGGGUGGUUGUUUGCCUUUUAAGUUAUUAAUGUGAGUUAUUCGUGUCACUCAGUAGUUGCAUUGCUCACUUUUGUCCCGAAGAUGGUGGAAGGGGUGUGCUGGCCUCGUUCCUGCUCCUGGGCUCUGCUCAUACUCUCCCCAGCCCUCAGUCUUUCCCUAGCUGGAAAUUGCUGCUCUGACAGCCCUCCAUUCCUCGCUCUGCAUCCCCGCUCAGACAGCUGUCCUCACAGGGGUUCUGACACGGCAGGAGGAGGCUGUGGCUCUCCAGUAGGUGCUCUGAGGCCCACACAGAAGCGUCUCUUCUAACACCUGCUUUCUUUUGCAUUUCUUCGUGUGCUGACACAUACCACCCUGCAUGUUCAGCUGCAAGAUGGAGAGCUUCUAAUAGUGUGAGCAUAGCUGAGCAUGUGGCUAUGUUUUAUUUCCCUCUGGUACCGGGAACUCUUGACAACUCUUGCAAAAAAAAAUAAUAAUAAUAAUAAUGUAUUGAUAUUUAAAUAAGGAUGAAUACAUACUAAAUAAAACGUAUUUGGAUUA
Gallus gallus (chicken) is the source of this 13724-nucleotide messenger RNA. RefSeq names its product regulator of G-protein signaling 4 (gene RGS4). Lineage: Eukaryota; Metazoa; Chordata; Aves; Galliformes; Phasianidae. The transcript has 8 exons. The record is from RefSeq and is a predicted model, not a curated record. Bases 11683 to 12258 code for a protein of 191 amino acids.